AUGGUUACCCGUAUUACACGACCUGAAUUCGAGGCGUUCGUCCACCCCCUUAUCAAGGAUAUCGUCGAGGCGACCGAUAAGUACAACCUGCCAGAGAAUGCGAAAAAAUGGUUCUUCAAUUCACUCAAUGCCAACAUCGUCGGCGGUAAAAUGAAUCGCGGCAUGUCCGUGCCAGACACUGGCAGCAUCCUACUCGGCCGACCCCUCACCGAAGAAGAAUUAAACCAUUUAUCUGUACUCGGCUGGCUUACAGAGCUCCUCCAAGCGUUUUUCCUCGUCAGCGAUGAUAUCAUGGACGGCUCAAUCACUCGUCGAGGACAGCCCUGCUGGUACCGACAGGAGGGAGUUGGUAUGAUUGCUAUUAACGACGCAUUCAUGCUGGAAAGUGCUAUCUAUGUCAUCCUGAAGAAAUACUUCCGAUCACACCCCGCCUACGCUGAUUUCAUCGACAUUUUCCACGAGACUAGCUGGCAGACCGAGCUCGGACAGUUGUGCGAUUUGAUCACCGCCCCCGAAGACAAUGUCGACUUGAACAAUUUCUCCAUGGAGAAAUACACCUUCAUCGUCAAAUACAAGACCGCAUACUACAGCUUCUACCUUCCAGUCGCCCUUGCUCUAUACUACCUACAAGUUGCCUCGCCCAAGAACUUGAAGCAAUGCGAAGAUAUUCUCAUUCCAUUGGGUGAAUACUUCCAGAUCCAGGAUGACUACCUCGAUGCCUUCGGAUCACCAGAGACCAUUGGUAAGAUUGGUACCGAUAUUCAAGACAACAAAUGCUCGUGGUUGGUCAACCAGGCCUUGACCAUGGUCACCCCUGAGCAGCGCAAACUCCUCGAUGAGGCCUAUGGUCGCAAGGACAGUGCUCUAGAGGCCAAGGUCAAGGCUCUCUACAACGACCUCAAACUUGAACAACACUACUUGAAGUUCGAGGAGGAGCGUGUUGGUCAAUUGCGCCAGCAGAUCAACUCUGUCGAUGAGUCGGAGGGUCUCAAGAAGGAGAUCUUCUCGGCCUUUUUGGACAAGAUCUACAAGCGCAGCAAAUAG
Molecule: messenger RNA, 1044 nt
Organism: Talaromyces marneffei
Lineage: Eukaryota; Fungi; Ascomycota; Eurotiomycetes; Eurotiales; Trichocomaceae
Exons: 2
Coding region: 1-1044 (347 amino acids)
Biological process (GO): trans, trans-farnesyl diphosphate biosynthetic process
Cellular component (GO): cytoplasm
Molecular function (GO): dimethylallyltranstransferase activity; (2E,6E)-farnesyl diphosphate synthase activity
Source: RefSeq, a predicted model, not a curated record